GCGGGUGGGGCCGUUGCUGGCGGCUCAGGUGGGCGCUCGGGCGGGUAAGAGGGACCCGGGCCGGGCCGAGCUGAGCCAAGCCGGGCCGGGCCGGCUGAGGCCGAGGCCAGCCGGGCGGCGCCGCGCCCUUAGGCUGGCUGGGGAGCGCCGGGCCCGCCGGUAUCCAGGGACGCGGAGCCGUUGCUGGGGGGAGGGCAGAAGGGCAGCGGCUGCGCGGGCCUGACGGCCGCCUCCUCUCGCCGUGCGGGCGCGGAGCGGCCCCGGCCUCAGCCCCGCCAUGGUCCGGCUACACGUGAAGCGCUGCAACGAGAGCCAGUUCCUGCUGGAGGCGGCCGGCAGCACCCGCCUCGCCGACCUGGUCCCCCUCGUCGCCCGCAUCUACAACGGGAGGCUGAAGGUGCAGCGCCUCUGCUCAGAGAUGGAGGAGCUGGCAGAGCAUGGUGUUUUCUUGCCUUAUAAUAUGCAAGGACUGACAGAUGAGCAAAUCGAAGAACUGAAGUUAAAGGAUGAGUGGGCAGAAAAGUGUGUACCAAGUGGUGGAAGUGUCUUCAAAAAGGAUGAAAUUGGGCGAAGAAAUGGACAUGCUCCAAAUGAAAAAAUGCAGCAAGUUAUAAAGAAGACAAUAGAGGAAGCCAAGGCAUUAGUCUCUAGGAAACAAGUUCAGGCCAAUGUGUGUGUUAAUAUGGAGAUGGUGAAAGAUGCAUUGGACCAGCUCCGAGGGGCUGUAAUGAUUGUGUAUCCAAUGGGAUUGCCUCCACAUGAUCCAGUUAGGAUGGAGAUUGAAGACAGAGAAGACUUGUCUGGAACUCAUGCUGGACUUGAAGUUAUACCAGAAUCAGAAGCACAAUUGUGGUGGGCAGGAAAGGAGUUGAAAGAGACAAAGUUGCUCUCCGACUAUGUAGGCAAAAAUGAGAAAACAACCAUCAUUGUCAAGAUACAGAAAAAAGGACAAGGAGCUCCAGGGCGUGAACCUCUGAUUAGUCAUGAAGAGCAAAAACAGAUGAUGCUGUAUUACUACAAAAAGCAGGAGGAACUUAAGAAACUAGAAGAGGAUGACGAUGACUCAUAUCUAAAUGCUGAGUGGGCAGACAGCCAUGCUCUGAAAAGGCAAUUUCAUGGUGUAAAAGACAUCAAGUGGGGUCCAAGAUGAAGCUUGGCAAACACCUUUUUGCCACUUUAAGCUGUUCGGUUGAUACAUUUAUUUGCAACAAGGAGUUGUGUUGUGUGCCGUAGAUCCUUCUGACAAAAGAAAGCUGACGUUGUCACUUGUGUAGCAGGUGCCAGUUUUAGCCUUAGGUUUUCAAUAAACAUUUACAUUUCUGUGUAACUGUAACAGCACUUGUCCCUGCAAAGGAAACAAUCAAUCCUGUUGAAGUUUGUUAUUUUAUUAGAAACUUGUAAUUUGAAAUACUAAACUAUUUUAUAGAUAAUACAUCUCAUAGAUGAGCACUAGAAUGUUUGGUAUUGUUUUGAGUGGUCUUUGUACUUUCUUCCUGAUUCUUGCAUUUCUUUUAGAUGGUAUGGUCUGUAGAAGAUAAUUUAUUUUGUAAGAAAUCAGUUUUCCCAGGCAAAUCCAGUGAAAGUUAGUUAUUUUAAUAAAUGUACUUGUUUGCAUUUCAACAUA
Falco peregrinus (peregrine falcon) is the source of this 1624-nucleotide messenger RNA. It is a transcript of the gene CFAP298, whose product is annotated as cilia and flagella associated protein 298. The coding region runs from base 278 to 1150 and encodes 290 amino acids. The transcript is spliced from 7 exons. NCBI's taxonomy places the organism in Eukaryota, Metazoa, Chordata, Aves, Falconiformes, Falconidae. Gene Ontology annotation, biological process: regulation of cilium movement. The record is from RefSeq and is a predicted model, not a curated record.